AUGGACAGCAAUCAAAUUGAAUCAGUUCAAAAAUCAGAGGAAUCACUAAUCCCUAGUGAUAAACCAUCAAUGGAAGAAAGUAUAGGGAAUUGUUUACCUGUGAUAAGAGACGACAAAAAUAGUGAUAGUGACGUUAAUAGUGAAGACCUCAGCAAUAAUGUUGAACAAGAUAACAUAAGCAACUCUCAGUUUUAUGAGAGUAGUGAUAGUAAGCUAGAUUACGCUGUAAAGAUGGAUGAUAAUGAUACUUUGAGUGACAUUGAUGACAUUAAAACAGACACCGCGUCCGCCGACAGUGAGGACUCGGCCUUAGGAAGUCUUCCGCCAGACUCGGCCCUUACUGACAGGGAAGAAGACGCCCAGGACAGAUCAGAUGGAAGUGACUCCGGACUCGGCUCGGAGACCACAGAUGAACCGAAAUUACCUGACUUUAACCUACAAUGUAAUAACGAAGAAAACAGCAAUACGCGAGAUAAUGAAGUAAAAUUUGACCCCAUCUCGGACAACGAUAAAGUCGAAGAGGAUAAAAAUACUGAGACUUCAAUCAAAAAACCCCAGAAAAGCAAUCUUAAAAGAAAACCCGAUUUUGAAAGCAAUAAUGAACCCGAAAUGAAAAAACAAAAGAAUAAUAUUCAUUUUAAUAAUAUAACCGUUUAUUACUUCCCAAGGACACAAGGUUUUACAUGCGUCCCAUCUCAAGGCGGCUCUACAUUGGGAAUGGAAUGGGAACAUAGCCACGUUCAGACAUUUACGUUAACCGAACACGCACUAGAACAAAAAAGAUUACACAGACAAGUUUUACAGCAGUUAAAAAGUGAGCGCCAUAACUUACAAGGAGUUUCCUUGUCAUCGAGUGAGGACAGCGACACUGAGGAGGAAGCGAGUGAUAUAUCCGAAUCAGAGCUAGACUUAGAUAGUUAUUAUUUCUUACAGCCAGUCCCUACCAGACAAAGAAGAGCUUUACUCCGAGCGGCUGGCGUCCGAAAAAUUGAAGGUUACGAAAAAGACGAAUGUAGGGAUAUAAGGACGUCUCGUGAAUUUUGUGGUUGUGCUUGUAAAGGUGUUUGCAAUCCAGAAAACUGUCUUUGCAGUAUAUCUGGAAUAAAAUGUCAAGUUGAUAGAUUAAAUUUUCCAUGCGGCUGUACGAGAGAUGGAUGUGGCAACGAAACUGGCCGAAUAGAAUUCAACCCCAUGAGAGUGAGAACUCACUUUAUAAAUACCUUAAUGAGAUUAGGCCUAGAAAAGAAAAAUGAGGAGGCCCAGGAGGCUGUAAAACGUAAAUGGGCGGAGGCACAUAUUUCGUCGACAUGUGUCACAGAUUCUUCUUACGAAAAAGAAAACUGUCAUAUCCAAGAUAAUAAUUUGACUUCCAAUACUAACUCAACCCCCAGAAUAGGCAUAGAAUCUUGCAUUAGCCCAGGUUUCACUGGUAUUCAUCAUAACAUGAACCUACCUUGUAAUAAUCAAAAUGAUGCAUCAUAUAAUUUUAGAAAUGACCAAACAGAUCAUAGAAAUAUUAAGUCCAAUAACAUGAUGAAUUUCCAUGACGAGUCCAAUCAUGGAAAUCAUGAUUAUACCUCAAACAUACUUCAAGGAAAAGGUCCUCCUUACUCGUCAACAGCUAUGAAUUUCAAUAUGUCGAAUAACAUGCAAAGAUAUCCUGAUCUCAACUAUACUUAUGAUCAACAACAUUCAGAUGGACAUCUCUUUAAGGGGAUUCAUAGUUAUCCAGCAUCUACCUUUGAAGAGUUUGCUCAUAACUCUCAGAUGACAAUGCUGAAUCAUUAUGGCCAUAUGUACGUCCCUGAAUAUUUGCACAAACCUAGUACAAGUAUGCAGGAACACAAUAUGCAGUAUCAUAUGAUGCAACAAAACCAUUAUGAUAUGUAUAAAAACCCGGAAAAUGUAAAUAUGGACAACAAGACCGAUGCUCAUUACACUACUUUAUUAUCAAUGCCAUAUCAACAAAGCAAUAAAUUACAAACUAUAGAAAAUGAUGAGAAUUGGUUUAGUCACAAUACUCUUUUCAACUUAGACCACUCGGUACAAGUUACACAAGAAGUCCCAGUUGAACACUCAGAAGUUGCACCAACAUUAGUGGAAAGUGAAGUAAGUGAUGCUACAGAGAAUUUUGGUGAACUCAUAAAAAAAACUAUGGUAGAAUCUGUUACAGUGUAG
Messenger RNA from Danaus chrysippus (African queen), 2178 nucleotides. Lineage: Eukaryota; Metazoa; Arthropoda; Insecta; Lepidoptera; Nymphalidae. The record is from the annotation of a GenBank genome assembly.